Molecule: messenger RNA, 399 nt
Organism: Vigna angularis (adzuki bean)
Lineage: Eukaryota; Viridiplantae; Streptophyta; Magnoliopsida; Fabales; Fabaceae
Product: ethylene-responsive transcription factor ERF094
Exons: 2
Coding region: 1-399 (132 amino acids)
Biological process (GO): regulation of DNA-templated transcription; ethylene-activated signaling pathway
Molecular function (GO): DNA binding; DNA-binding transcription factor activity
Source: RefSeq, a predicted model, not a curated record
AUGGCUUCCCCUUUCUUUCAGCAUUCAGAUUGGGGCACAUUGAAGGAGAAUUGUGAUAUUUUGUUUGAACCAUUUUCAAGCAAAGAUAUUUGUUGUGACCCUUUCCAUGACUCUCUUUCCUUUGAUAUGAUUGAGCACUCCAGAGAUCUACAGGAACCGAGUGAAGUGAUUGAAGCUGUGGAAAGUAAUAAGAAGUGUUAUAUUGGGGUAAGGAGAAGACCGUGGGGAAGGUUUGCAGCGGAGAUCAGAGACGCCACGAGGAAAGGUACCAGAGUUUGGCUUGGAACGUUUUCUAAUGCAGAAGAAGCUGCUUUGGCUUAUGAUCAAGCUGCAUUUCUCAUGAGAGGAUCAACUGCACUAAUCAAUUUUCCUGUCAAAAGGGACUUUGGAGCUCAAUAG